CACCUUUUCUUGCCCAUUAGCUUUCACCUAAUUAUUCUCCUGUUCUUUUUUAUCUCUCGCUCGCUCUUUCUUUCUUCCAGUACCAUCUUCUUCUCAAGGCUCCAUAAACCCUUUCUCUCUACCUUUUGCAAUUUGCUUGACAAAAAAAAUGGCUAUGGUUAAUGCUUCCUUAGCUCAUUCUUUAAAGAACUGCUUUCCUGUUCUUUUCCCUUCUUCCUCUUCAUUUCCUAGUAUCUCUACAUCUUUCUUUAGAAUCCCUCCUACUGCGUCUUUCUCUACUGCAUUGCCUUCUUCUAGAAGUAGAAGAUGCUUCUUUCCAUCUUUUGCUAUCAAGAAUGAGGUUUUUGAAGCUGUUGAUGGGUCUGAAGCACUAGAAGAACGUGUGAAGGAGCCUGAAGAGACAUUUUUGUAUUCUUUCAGCCCAUUGCCUUUGCUUCUUGUGGCUGCUCUUCCUGGAGCUGGUACUGUGAGAUCUCUCUUUGGGCCUUUUGUGGAGCUUGUAAAAUCAUGGAAUCUUCCCGAUUGGCUUGUGCAUUGGGGUCAUCCUGGAAACAUGGCUGUUGUCCUUUUUGCAAUGGGUGGUUAUGGAACAUACUUGGGAUUUCAAAUUCGUUUUUCUGAUGAUGUGGAGGUGAAGGCCAAGGCUAAAGACUUGCACCCAAAGCUUCUAGGUGGCAUGUUUUUCUUCUUUGCUCUUGGAGCAACUGGUGGAAUAACAUCUUUACUCACUUCAGAUAAACCAAUUUUUGAGAGUCCACAUGCUGUUACUGGUUUUAUAGGCCAUGCUCUGUUGACCAUACAGACAAUUUUACCAGCACUCUUUGAGGGAAAUCCCGGAUUGAAUCCCGGAUUGCGAAACAUUCAUGGGAUCUUGGGAAGUAGCAUUAUGACACUCUUUCUUCUACAUGCUGCUCUAGGACUUCAACUUGGUCUCAGUUACUAAUCAUGGACCAGACACUUACAAAAUUCUUUCCUGAUUUAGUUUUUUGGCUUAUCCUGUAUAUUCUUUCUGGAUAAUAAUUCAUGUUAUUAAAAAUGUUAUAUAUAGUAAUUAGUUAUAUACUCAUAUUUGAACAACA
Messenger RNA from Jatropha curcas, 1079 nucleotides. The record is from RefSeq and is a predicted model, not a curated record. NCBI's taxonomy places the organism in Eukaryota, Viridiplantae, Streptophyta, Magnoliopsida, Malpighiales, Euphorbiaceae.